Messenger RNA from Triticum dicoccoides, 1902 nucleotides. Its product is annotated as disease resistance protein RGA2-like. The record is from RefSeq and is a predicted model, not a curated record. NCBI's taxonomy places the organism in Eukaryota, Viridiplantae, Streptophyta, Magnoliopsida, Poales, Poaceae. The coding region runs from base 134 to 1615 and encodes 493 amino acids. Gene Ontology annotation, molecular function: ADP binding. The transcript has a single exon.
GUUGUCAUAUAACCCUGGGUUGCUGUCUUUCUUGACCUUGUUGUCAUAUAACCCUGGGUUGCUGUUUUUCUUGACCUUAUUUCCCCACCUUUGAAAUAACUACUUUCUUUGCAAACUAAAAUCAGAUCUUGGCAUGGAGGUUCUGAUUUCAGCUGUGACAGGUGAUCUUGUCAGCCGGUUCAUCUCUUUCCUGGCGCAAAAUUAUGGCACUCAAGCAUGUGAGGAGGACCGUAGAAGGCUGGAACGCAUCUUGCUAAGGAUGAACAUGGUUGUUGAGGAAGCAGAGGGGCGGCACAUCACAAAUCGAGGGAUGUUCCUGCAGCUGAAGACACUCAUGGAGGGCGUGUAUCUCGGGUACUACAUGCUUGACAGGCUCAAGUUCCAACCCCUUGGAGAAGAGAGCAUUGCAGAUGAUGAGGUGAGUCACUGGAGCCAAUCUCUUGCCGUUUCUACUUUUAACACCGCCAAGCGCCUUCGUUUUGCUGUUGCUGCUUCUAUGAUGAACACACCGAUAGCAUUUGGUACCAGGAGCACAACAAAGUUGAAAAGUGUUCUUGAAAGCUUAGAGGCUACGACUGCAGAUAUGAGAGAGUUUGUCGUGCUCCUCGGCAGCUGCCCUCGUCUUCCUCGCCAGCCAUACUGUAUGUACCUAUACAUGGAUAAGUGCAUGUUUGGUCGCCAUGUCGAGAAAGAGCAACUUAUCAACUUCUUGCUAUGUGAUGACAGUCGUCACGAUUGCACACAUAUUAGCAUCCUGCCGAUCAUCGGCCCACACAGAAUCGGGAAGAAAACACUGGUGCAACAUGCUUGCAAGGAUGAGAGGGUGUGCAAUCGUUUCUCCCACAUGUUUUUCUUCAAAGGAGAUGAUCUAGCGAACGGAGUAUUUGCAUUGAACAACCAGGCAGCCUCAGGGAAGUACUUGUUUGUCGUGGAUUUCAUCUUCGAUGUGGAUGAGGCAGCAUGGACAAACUUCCAAUCAUAUUUGCAGAAGUUGCCAGGUGCUGGGAUCAAAAUUGUAGUAACAGGCAGAGCAGAGCAAGUUGCAAACUUGGGGACUGCUCAACCCAUCAGGCUGAAGAGUCUGUCUCAAGAAGAGUACUGGUACUACUUCAAGGCACUUGCCUUCGGAAGCAUGGAUCCUGAUGAUCAUCCGAAACUGGCAUCUCUGGGCAUGCAACUAGCGGCGCUCCUACAGGGAUCAUUUCUUGGUGCAAACAUACUCGGCGAGCUACUAAGAGCUAAUCCAAGCACAGAAUUCUGGCGUGGAGUAUUAUCGAGCAUAAGAGGACUAGUUCGCGAGCACUUAUCGUCCUUCGGCACGCACCCAGAGGACCUCCUUGGUAGAAAUUUCCCUGUGAAUUUCGGCAGUGCGGCCUUGGUGGGUGGUCAGGCUCAGCGAUACCUGGUGUAUGAUCUUCGGGAGGCUGGCCCUGGUCAAAGUGAGCUGCCAAAACUGACAUCGCAAGAACUACUGACAGGCCGUGAUAUACCUGUUGAAGACAAGUUUGAGGUGCUAGUAAGGAGAUCUCGGAUCCCGCCUUACGGCGACUACGUUGUUACUUACGAAAAACAGAAGAAUCAUGUGGCAGUGAGAAAACGUCAGCGCAAAAGUUAAUCUGGCAAACAGAAGAGUGCACAAAGGACUUAGAUCCCCUUCCUUGUAGUUUAGUAAAUUAUUGUUCCCCUUUUUUGAGAACCUAUUAUUCCUUUUUCUAUACUGAUAUACUAUGUGUGUAUAUGCACUUUUUAGAUGGGGUAUGUGAAGUGCAGUGAGUUACUGUUGCUAGCCUGAGUUGUGUGUACGUACGUAAUUGAAGCCUCGUGUAAGGAAACUGCUUAAAACUUGUGACUACUGUGUCUCUGUGUGUGAGCAUUUCAAUGUAACUCCCCAGUAUGUGUUGG